AUGGUGGCCGGCGCCCAGAAGCGGGUGCGGGGCAACCACCGGGGGAUGGCCAAGGCCCAGCCAGCUCCCUACCCCAGCUUUAAGCUUCAGCCUCCCCUCCUCACAACAGAGGCCCAGCCAGCUCCUUACCCCAGCUUUAAGCUUCAGCCUCCCCUCCUCACAACAGAGGCCCAGCCAGCUCCCUACCCCAGCUUUAAGCCUCAGCCUCCCCUCCUCACAACAGAGGCCAAGCCAGCUCCCUACCCCAGCUUUAAGCUUCAGCCUCCCCUCCUCACAACAGAGGCCCAGCCAGCUCCCUACCCCAGCUUUAAGCUUCAGCCUCCCCUCCUCACCACAGAGGCCCAGCCAGCUCCCUACCCCAGCUUUAAGCUUCAGCCUCCCCUCCUCACAACAGAGGCCCAGCCAGCUCCCUACCCCAGCUUUAAGCCUCAGCCUCCCCUCCUCACAACAGAGGCCCAGCCAGCUCCCUACCCCAGCUUUAAGCCUCAGCCUCCCCUCCUCAAAACAGAGGCCCAGCCAGCUCCCUACCCCAGCUUUAAGCCUCAGCCUCCCCUCCUCACAACAGAGGCCCAGCCAGCUCCCUACCCCAGCUUUAAGUCUCAGCCUCCCCUCCUCACAACCAAGGCCCAGCCAGCUCCCUACCCCAGCUUUAAGCCUCAGCCUCCCCUCCUCACAACAGAGGCCCAGCCAGCUCCCUACCCCAGCUUUAAGCCUCAGCCUCCCCUCCUCACAACAGAGGCCCAGCCAGCUCCCUACCCCAGCUUUAAGCCUCAGCCUCCCCUCCUCACAACAGAGGCCCAGCCAGCUCCCUACCCCAGCUUUAAGCCUCAGCCUCCCCUCCUCACAACAGAGGCCCAGCCAGCUCCCUACCCCAGCUUUAAGCUUCAGCCUCCCCUCCUCACAACAGAGGCCCAGCCAGCUCCCUACCCCAGCUUUAAGCCUCAGCCUCCCCUCCUCACAACAGAGGCCCAGCCAGCUCCCUACCCCACCUGUAAGCCUCAGCCUCAGACUAGUAGCACUGACUAG
This is a messenger RNA of Salvelinus fontinalis (brook trout), 1026 nucleotides long. RefSeq lists its product as uncharacterized. The coding region runs from base 1 to 1026 and encodes 341 amino acids. The transcript has 2 exons. The record is from RefSeq and is a predicted model, not a curated record. Lineage: Eukaryota; Metazoa; Chordata; Actinopteri; Salmoniformes; Salmonidae.